Molecule: messenger RNA, 2419 nt
Organism: Gavialis gangeticus (Gharial)
Lineage: Eukaryota; Metazoa; Chordata; Crocodylia; Gavialidae
Gene: RGS7
Product: regulator of G-protein signaling 7
Exons: 18
Coding region: 312-1745 (477 amino acids)
Biological process (GO): regulation of G protein-coupled receptor signaling pathway; G protein-coupled receptor signaling pathway; intracellular signal transduction
Source: RefSeq, a predicted model, not a curated record
GCAGCAGCACCUUUGACGUCCCAUUUCCCCACGUGACGGGCAGCUCCAUUCCAGGGAGGGAGCUGCAGCCGCUCCUGCAAAGCUUGGCGGGGGGAGGUGGGGGGAGUCGCAGCCUCGGCGGCGGCAGCAGCCCUCUGUCCGCAUUGUUUGUGUGAUGAAUGAUCAGUGCCUCCCUCCGCCUGCUGCCGGCUGACACCCGCCGCACGGGGCACGCGGGGAGGAGAGCAGCGGCUGGCGCGGUGCAGUGACCUUGGCCCAGGAGUGGCAAACCGCUCCACACAGCGUUCAGCAGAGGAUCACAUCGCCGGGACAUGGCGCAAGGAAAUAAUUAUGGGCAGAGCAGCAACGGGGUGGCUGAUGAGUCCCCGAACAUGCUGGUGUACAGAAAGAUGGAAGACGUCAUAGCCCGUAUGCAAGAUGAGAAAAAUGGGAUUCCUAUUCGUACAGUUAAAAGUUUUCUUUCCAAGAUACCCAGUGUCUUUUCAGGUUCUGACAUUGUUCAGUGGUUAACGAAGAAUUUAUCAAUAGAAGACCCAGUGGAAGCUCUACAUUUGGGGACAUUAAUGGCAGCACAUGGCUAUUUCUUUCCAAUCUCAGAUCACGUUCUAACACUAAAGGAUGAUGGCACCUUUUAUCGGUUCCAAACACCCUAUUUUUGGCCAUCAAAUUGUUGGGAGCCGGAAAACACAGACUAUGCGGUUUACCUCUGCAAGCGAACAAUGCAAAACAAAGCGCGGCUUGAGCUAGCAGACUAUGAAGCAGAAAGUUUGGCCAGGUUACAACGAGCAUUUGCCCGGAAAUGGGAAUUUAUUUUCAUGCAAGCUGAAGCACAAGCAAAAGUGGACAAGAAAAGAGACAAGAUAGAAAGAAAAAUCCUUGAUAGUCAGGAGAGAGCAUUCUGGGAUGUACACAGACCUGUGCCGGGCUGCGUAAAUACGACUGAAGUGGAUAUAAAAAAGUCUUCAAGGAUGAAAAAUCCUCACAAAACAAGAAAGUCUGUCUAUGGAUUACAAAAUGACAUUCGAAGUCACAGUCCUACCCAUACACCAAUACCAGAAGCUAAGCCACCCACAGAAGAUGAACUACAUCAAGAGAUUAAGUAUUGGCAAAUACAAUUAGAUAGACAUCGAUUAAAAAUGUCAAAAGUUGCAGAGAGUCUAUUAGCCUACACAGAGCAGUAUUUGGAAUACGAUCCAUUUCUUAUGCCCACUGACCCUUCUAACCCUUGGAUAUCGGAUGACACUACUUUCUGGGAACUUGAAGCAAGCAAAGAGCCAGGACAGCAGAGAGUAAAGCGAUGGGGUUUUGGCAUGGAUGAAGCACUGAAGGACCCUGUUGGAAGAGAGCAGUUUCUUAAAUUCCUGGAGUCAGAAUUCAGCUCAGAAAACUUAAGGUUCUGGAUGGCAGUAGAAGAUUUGAAGAAGAGACCUAUUCGUGAAGUUCCUGCUCGAGUCCAGGAAAUUUGGCAGGAGUUUCUUGCUCCAGGUGCUCCCAGUGCCAUCAAUUUAGAUUCAAAAAGUUAUGACAAAACUACACAGAAUGUGAAGGACCCUGGAAGAUACACAUUUGAAGAUGCGCAGGAGCAUAUUUACAAACUGAUGAAAAGUGAUUCCUAUCCUCGUUUUAUACGAUCCAGUGCCUACCAGGAGCUGCUACAGGCCAAGAAAAAGGGCAGAAACAUCCCUAUUUUCCCAUGCCAUAAAAACUGUACACCAACACUGAGGGCGAGCACUAACCUGUUAUGAAAAGAGGGGAAAUCGCUCACAUCAAAGAGGUUAACCAGUCUAGUGCAGUCCUACUAAAAGGAUCACCUUGUAGCAUGGAAGCAGACUCAAAUCAUUAUACAUACUUUGUAGCUCACUGAUUGCCUGAAUCAGAGGACAGUAGAACAAGAUGUUGCAUGAGCAAGGACCUGACUUGUUUUCUUUUGUGUAUACUAAGGCAUUACAGACUCCGAGGGACUCUCUAACUUUUGAUGCCUCCAUUUCGAAAAUUGUCUGCUCACUUCCUCCUUCAUAUCAAGCUGGAUCUGUGUCUUUUUAUUUUCUGCAAGCUCAAGUACAGUGAGAAAAGCUUCUGCUAGACACAGUUUAUUAAAAAAAAUGCCAUCAGUCAAAAACUGGAAGAAAUGUAAGAAAAUUGCAUACAUAUACUAAUAAAUAUACAUAUGAUAUCACAUUUGCUGCACAAUAAAUUAGCACAGAAGGUUCCAUUUCACCUGAUGUAUUCACAUUGAGAAAGAAAGCCUGUGUCUUUGUCUGUUGUCUAUAUUCUCUGUUAAUGUUUCUUGCAUUUAUUUUUAUACCAUAUUUAAAAAAGAACACCUUUUACUCCAAAUGUAUUAAAGUUGAUCUUUUCUCUGUAAAUUAGUGUAUGUUUAUAUUGUUGUUUUAUCUUUCAUUAAAAGAUGCAGAAUCUC